This is a messenger RNA of Lepisosteus oculatus (spotted gar), 3629 nucleotides long. NCBI's taxonomy places the organism in Eukaryota, Metazoa, Chordata, Actinopteri, Semionotiformes, Lepisosteidae. The record is from RefSeq and is a predicted model, not a curated record.
CCUGCGCGAGGCCGAGGGCGUCCCGGCCGGCCUGUCCUGCCUGGGCGCGCUGCAGGGCCCCUGGGCCAUGGAGCAGCUGGACCCCCAGCGCUACCACACCCACCCCGAGCCCGACACGCCCAUCUGCGUGGCCUUCCUGCACGGCACCUGCCAGUUCACCGCCGGCUGCCCCCGCCACCACACCCUGCUGCCCUACCACUGGCAGCUGCGCUGGGCCGAGUCGGGCCGCUGGGAGAGCCUGCCGCCCCUGCUGCAGGAGCUGCUGGAGAGGCUGUACUGCAACCCCGAGCACCACCACGUCAUGCUGCUGCACCAGAGUGUGCUGAUGACCGUGGACAUGGAGAGCAUGACCGUCCAGCCCCCGCUGCCCUUCACCGCGCUGCGCCGCCUCUCCACCAGGGGCGUCCUCGGGGGCCCCCUGCACAUCCCCUACACCUUCUACUGGUGGGACGACCCGUGCUGGAGGGAGUACCAGGUGGGAGCGGGGAGGACGGCGGGCGGCGCGCCGAGCCAAGGGGCCAAGGAGGCGAAGCCGGAGGCCGCGGCCUCCCAGCAGCCCGCGGUGCAGGAGUCCCAGGGCAUGCGGCAGAAGGCCAGGAAGCUGCGCCCCGUCUUCCGGGCGCUCGUCACGAUGCUCCCACACCUCCGCUCGUUCCCCGAGACCUGCUUCUGGGGGUCCCCGACUGGCCUGCCGCCCAUGCAGGAUAGCCAGUACCCCACGACUUGGGCCAGCAUGGACCCAUCCAUGGACUUCAUCCAGGUGAACCUGUCUCUGGACGACCGGACGUACUUGAUCAUCCACCAGCUGUUCCACCACACGCUGCCCGAGCUCAAGUACCAGCUGCUGUCGGUGUCCCGCGUGCAGAACCGCUUCCUCUGGGACAAGUACAAGCGGAAGAAGGAGUACAUGUGCCGCAACCCGGUGGAGGAGGAGCAGCGUGGCCACGAGCGCCACCUGUUCCACGGGACGGCGGGCGAGGCCGUCCGGGGCAUCUGCAAGCACGGGUUCGACCCGCGCCUGUCGGGCAAGCACGCCGCCGUCUUCGGCCUGGGCACCUACUUCACCCGCAGCGCCAGCCUGGCCAACCGCUACGCCCUGCCCGACCCCCAGGGGGCGCACUACCUCUUCCUCUCCAAGGUGCUGGUGGGCCGCUGGGCCCAAGGAAAGGCCAGCCUGCGCCGCCCGCCUGCCCUGCAGCCUGACAACCCCGCCAGCGACCUCUACGACUCCUGCGUGGACAGGGUGGCCGACCCCAGCAUCUACAUCCUGUUCGACAGCGACCAGUGCUACCCGUACUUCCUGCUGACCUACAGGAAGGUGGAGCCUGUGAUUGUCCUUGCAUGAGCAUGCAGCCGACACGCAGAGAGAGAGAGAGGCCUGCUGUUAACAACAGUCUACAAUCCCAAACCCCCAGCACCGGCUUUCCUAACCCCCACCACCCAGAGGAGUUUGGGCAGUGUGACCUUUGACCCCUGCUUGUGGCAUGUCGGGGCUGGGGGCCUGACCCCAUGGCGCAGAGAGCUUCACAGGCUGUCUGAGUUGAAGACCCCGAGUGCGCACGUCUUCCCCCCCACCCCCCCUACUGCCUUACUCCCUCGUGCGUCAAGGUCCGAGCCCAGCAGGCGUCACUUGAGAGAAAUCCGUGGCAGGACGCCUGCUGGCUCCCGCUCAAGGGAUUCCGGGAAGAGUCGGAUGUUUCUCCGAGUUCUUGUGUGGUUCUCGCUCUUGAGCCGCUGUGGGAUUCUGGUGGCGGUCCUGCCUGGGUCGGGGGUGGGAUCUGGAGAGGGGGAACGGCAGCUGCGUGCGGUCUGGGAGGAAGUGUACGCACAGCUGGUGGCUCAGGCGAGGUGUUCUGGGAAGACUCCAAGAGCGCGGAGGAGAAGGGGGAACGUAGGCGUCCCUACUCCUCUUUCUCCCGGUAACUGGAGCUCGGAGAGGGAGGGGGGCAGGUGGAUUGUUCUCUGCCCAGUUCUCAGUUCUACCCCCCCCCACAAUUCCUCCAGCGCCGUUCGGACUGGGCUGCCAUCGUGCGCUUCCGAACACUUCCGUCAGUGCCAAAGGCCUUUGUUCUGGCUCGUCCUGUGUGAGUCAUCGGCCGCGCCUCGUGACGGAUCGCGGACGUCAGCCAGCCUGGGGGGCCGGAGGGACGGACUUGAGUCCGCUGCCAGUAGCGUCGCGUGGGGACCCGCUCCGUGCCCAGGUGCAUGCUGGGGGUUGUAGAGGCUCGUCUCUAAAACGUUUCUUCCUUCUCGAUCUCCCUUGUUUACCGCUUGACGGACGCCUGCGCUUGGAAGCUCGGGGAGCAGUGGACGAAGCUGACUUGUUGGUACUGGGAAUAGUCUGGCGGAGGCUAGGCCAGUUUUCAGAAUCGACUGGUUGUGUGUGCGUGUGUGUGUCUGACGAUCACGUAAAGUAAAUGCUUCUAACUAUAGUGGACUAGGCAAGCUUGGUUUUUAACUAGAAUGACCUUUUUAACUUUUUUUUUAAAAGUUUUAAAAGUGAUCUUAAUGUUUGUUCAUGCAGUGGUUGGUCUAAUGAGGGAGGAGGUUUCUGGUACAAGCCUGAUAUCCCCCGGGAGCCCUCUGAGGAUUUGGGGGCUACCCCAUCGGGGUGCUCUGACCCCGAUCUCCUGGAGGGCUGCUGUCUGCUUUAAUCUGCUGGGUGUUAUACAGUAAUUAAGGGUCCAGCUUCAGUGGCUUUCUUGAGGUUGUCCUGCGUGGUGGUGCAGAGUUCAGGAGUGCUGGGCCCCUGGGUUCAAUUCCUGGGGGGCCGUCUGUGUGGGGUUUGUAUGGUCUUCCCCUGUUUGCACGCCUUUCCUCUCGUAGACCCAAGACAAGCUGGUACAGUAGGUUAACCGGCAGUUGGGAUUUUUAAACGAUGAGUAGUAAGGGCCAGUAGGGCUUGCGACACUUUCUUGAGGCGUCUCGGGUUCGAGUCCUUCCUUGGCUGGUCUGCAGGUGCUCCAGAGGAACGCUCCGGCUCGAGCUCCUCGCUCCUUGUCAAAGUAGUCCUGCACCCCAGGUGCACCCGGGGUGGGAACAGUGCGUGACGGAGUCCGAUCUCUUCCGGGUCGCGACACUGAGCUCCUGAGGAGCGGAGCUUGAGCAGGUUCGGCAGAUCCGACGCCGGACGGGGUGGUGGAAUGGUCAGUGUGGGCUGGACAGACCUGGAUUUUCACAGGGGAGAAGGAGGCUCUCUGGGGGGGAGACUAAACAGCUGUGUGUUUAAUGUCUUAUCUGGCUUCAGUCUCUCAUACCCACACUCCCUCUCUCUCCUGGGUCCAGUGUUGUUGCUCAAUUGUUUUUUUUUAAUUAUGCAUUUAAAAAGGGCAGGUGGCCUGAGAGUGCUCUGUAGGACGCGGGACACCCCUGGAGCUCAGGGGGGGGGAGGGAGGUGUCCAGAUGUUGGGUGUGGGGGGCAGAAGUGUGAAUGCCCGACUCCCGAUCUGAUCGUGCUGCCUUGUCUGCUGUUAACGGUUAAAUGAACUGAGCCUGUCCAGAGAAAGAGUUACUCAAUGUCUUUUUAAGAAGUUCAAGAUGACUGUUGCAUACUGUAAGAAGUAGCGAUUAAAAUCUGCUCUGGCAGAGAUUCUCAUGUUGUCUUUAUUUUUGUUUUUUUGUUCUUUCCU